Messenger RNA from Stegastes partitus (bicolor damselfish), 2573 nucleotides. Its product is annotated as bone morphogenetic protein receptor type-1B-like. The coding region runs from base 1 to 1563 and encodes 520 amino acids. The record is from RefSeq and is a predicted model, not a curated record. The transcript has 10 exons. Gene Ontology annotation, cellular component: plasma membrane; signaling receptor complex. Lineage: Eukaryota; Metazoa; Chordata; Actinopteri; Pomacentridae. Gene Ontology annotation, molecular function: ATP binding; transmembrane receptor protein serine/threonine kinase activity. Gene Ontology annotation, biological process: cell surface receptor protein serine/threonine kinase signaling pathway; protein phosphorylation; cellular response to growth factor stimulus.
AUGCUAAAACCCAUCUGUCUUCACUGCACAGCCAACAUGUUGGACACGAUGCUGCUGAAGAACGGAUGGAAGGGCGGGUCGGAGCGACGGGCGGAGGAGAGCAGCAGCACAGCCACCGUCUCGCUCCAGAACAUGCUUUGGUGCCACUGCUACCCGCACUGCCCCGAAGACUCCGUCAACAACACCUGCAUGACUGACGGUUACUGCUUCACUAUGGUGGAGGAGGAGGAGGGGGGUCUUGCUGUUCUCACCGCAGGUUGUUUGCGACUGGCCGGAUCAGAGUUCCAGUGCAGAGACACGUGGAACGCGCGUUCGAGGAGAUCUCUGGAGUGCUGCACGGAUCAGGACUACUGCAACAGAGACUUGCAUCCGACUCUCCCUCCGCUCGUGACGUCAGACUAUGUGGACCGCAGCAUCCAGUACAUGGCUCUCUUCAUUUCAGUCACAGUUUGCAGCAUCAUCCUUGGUGUCAUCCUUGUUUUCUGCUACUUUCGAUAUAAACGUCAGGAGUCGCGGCCGCGCUACAGCAUCGAUCUGGAGCAGGAUGAGACCUACAUUCCCCCGGGGGAGUCUCUGAAGGACCUGAUCGAGCAUUCCCGCAGCAUCGGCUCUGGUUCUGGGUCAGGACUCCCUCUACUGGUGCAGCGUACCAUCGCCAAGCAAAUUCAGAUGGUCAAGCAGAUUGGAAAAGGGCGAUACGGAGAAGUGUGGAUGGGCAAAUGGAGAGGAGAGAGAGUGGCCGUCAAAGUGUUCUUCACCACUGAGGAAGAGAGCUGGUUCAGAGAGACUGAAAUCUAUCAGACCUUCCUGAUGAGACAUGACAAUAUACUGGGAUUCAUAGCAGCUGACAUCAAAGGAACCGGCUCGUGGACUCAGCUCUACCUAAUUACGGACUACCACGAGAACGGAUCUCUGUACGACUACCUCAAGUCCAACACCUUAGACGUCAAGGCUCUGCUGAAGCUGGCUUAUUCCUCCAUAUCGGGCCUCUGCCACCUGCACACCGCCAUCUACGGCACGCAGGGCAAGCCAGCCAUCGCACACAGAGACCUGAAGAGUAAAAACAUCCUGGUAAAGAAGAACGGAUCCUGCUGUAUUGCAGAUCUGGGCCUGGCUGUCAAGUUUAACAGUGACACCAAUGAAGUCGAUAUCCCAACUAACCUACGAGUCGGCACGAAGCGCUACAUGCCGCCUGAAGUGUUGGACGAGACCCUGAACAGGAGCGACGUCCAGUCGUUUAUAAUGGCAGACAUGUAUAGUUUUGGACUUAUUGUUUGGGAGAUGGCUCGACGCUGCAUCUCUGGAGGCAUUGUGGAGGAGUAUCAGCUGCCCUAUCAUGACCUCGUUCCCACCGAUCCUUCCUAUGAGGACAUGAAAGAAGUGGUUUGCAUCAAGAAACAAAGACCGUCAUUUGCUAAUCGCUGGAGCAGUGACGAGUGUCUACGACAGAUGGGGAAGCUGAUGUCGGAGUGCUGGGCCCAUAACCCGGCAUGUCGCCUCACAGCCCUGAGGGUGAAGAAGACCCUGGCGAAGAUGUUAGAGUCCCAAGAUAUCAAACUGUGACAGAGAGUCGAGAGAGAUGCUCUCGUCACCCACAGACUUGUCAUUGCCACUGGCACAGGCCACUCACAUGGCCAACAGAAGAAAGGGAAAAAAAAUAAAUAAGAAAUGAGACUGUGAAUGAUAGAACAAAGGAAGCUGACGAGGAGGGCGAGUGACAGUGAUGAUGCUCACUGUGGAGCCAGAAAAAUGAGGAGCAAAAGAUUUAUUACUAUGUCAGGGGACAUCUUGCCCUUCCAUUGUCUGAGCCGCCGCCUCUGACUCGGUGUUCAGGUUGUGCUUUCCGUGAAAGCUCAGUGUUUGUCAGGUCCAGACCGUCCAGGUGAAGGACCGUCGCAGGAGAGGACUACAAUCCCUCUGAUCGCUUUGAAACAGAGGAAGCUCCUGCUUUGCUCUUCUGAAGCCAUAUAGCAGCAGUUUGUGGGCAGUCUUUUGUACUGUCACAGCUGCCUUUGUGUGUGUGUUUUUGUUUGUUGUGAAGAUACAGCAGACUGUUCGAAGUUCACUGUCAGCUCCAUGAUGAAUGAUGACUGUCAUCCAUCCAAAGAAAUUCAGGCUCAGUGACCUCAUUGUGGAAAACAUUAUUAUUAUUAUUAUUGUUAUUAUUAAUAUAGAGCAAAGCAGAGUACGACUAUAUUAAAAACAUCUCCUGCAGAAACAGCCAGGAUAUAUUGGGGUUUUUUUUCCUAUUGAGUUUUCUUGACACAAUUUCUCAGUAUGUUUUGUUUCAAUAUUGAAAUAAGACCUCCAGUAAAACCAUAUUUCAAGCCUCACAGAGCAGAGGCCUCAUUCUCCCUCAUUCUUUCCACUCACAAUUCAUUUGUACAAAGUUGAUCUGAGAUCUAUUAAGCAUUGCCUUGCUGGAUGUUGAAAUGUUUUUGAUCCGUGUACAGAAUAUGUCCCGUCCACUCCACCACUACGGCACGUGCCUUAUUUAAUCUGUACAUAUGUGAUUAAUGACAGUGUGUGAGUGGAUCUGGAUAACAUUCCCCCAAUAAAACAAAUACAAACGU